This is a messenger RNA of Megalopta genalis, 3693 nucleotides long. The record is from RefSeq and is a predicted model, not a curated record. NCBI's taxonomy places the organism in Eukaryota, Metazoa, Arthropoda, Insecta, Hymenoptera, Halictidae.
CAAUGACGAUGCAGAUGCCUUAGCGGUGCAGUUUGUCGCUAAUAAGCUUCGAGUACGCAUCUGCGCUCGUGCCCAAGAAAAUAUUGUUUACGAGUGUACUGUGUUAAUAUAAAUCAGCUAUGCAGUGUAUUGUAUAAAUAGUGAAUAUAUAAACAAUCAACGAAGAAGCACAGGCGAAUAUAAAGCUUUUAAAUAUCAGCAAGCAUGCUUGAUAAAUACUGCCGCAAACAUACCAUACGCAAAAUAUACUCAACGUUUACAGCCUAAUGAAAAAUAUUGUUAUACUUUGUAUGUAUCGACUUCAACUAUAUCAUCAGAUUAAAACCUGAACGGAAGUAUUUCGUAGUUCGGCCAAUGUCGCAUGCUUGUUUCCAACAUAUUUUUAGACUGCUCUCUCGAGGAACAUCCCGUGGCCAUCAGACAAUCUGUUAGACAAUAAUGACGCUUCGUGCACGUGUCAUUAAUGCAUAGACGCACAAAUUGCACAAAUGAUGUAUCUUUAUAUCGGUCAUGGGUUCGUUAAAUAAAAUGUUGAAGAUUAACCUUAUUGCAAAACUUAACUAAUUUUAGAAACCUUAAAAUUCUCCAUAUAAAUAGAUAUUUUAUAGAAAUAGUAAGCCUGCAGCGUUCUCGCCGUCAUUUAGCGCACUUGCUGCAGACAUUGCGUCCGCAGAGGUGGUUUAUGUGGUUAUUUAUAGUCACAAUUACGUACUGAUUAAAUAAUUAUAAAAUGGAGAAGUAUUUUCCAUUUUCUGAAUAUUUGUUGUUACAGAAACAUUCAUAUCACUUAUCUUUCAAUUAUUAAAAUCAUCGUAACACACGUUAUAUAAAAAUAUGGAAUAAUUUAGGCAUAUAUAUUUUUUACAGUUUUUUAUAAAAAUAUCGUAUUUACGUGUACGAUAUUUUUUCGAUCAGAUUUAUAGAGAAUUAUGCUUAAAACAAUUCUUUAACAGAUUGAAGAGUUACGUGCAAACAGCAGAGAAUUAAAACUGUUUCUAGAUCAUACUUGAAUUCUAGGCGUUAACAUAUCAACUAUAGUAUCUCGUAGCCCAGCACUUCGGUCGAGUGUUACAAACCUCCAAUAAAUUGUAUGUUUACUCAGACGGCAGUUAUUUCAAUGUCUAAAGUUAUAUUUAACGGCAGUGCAUUUUGGCGUACCUCCCAAAACUAUAUACCCGACAUUAUUUAUGGUGCAUAGUCCGAAAAACUAUGAAGCCGACGGCCGACACUUCACAACUUUAUCAUAACAAUGAUUUUUUACAAAAUAAAUCCUUUUUUUCUGGUUUUUACUGAGGUAUACAUAUAAGUAUACAAUGGAUUUGAAAUUGGUGAACUUUUUGUUGAUCAAAACAUUGUGGAUAAAUUGUUCACUAAAUCAUUUGUGUUAAUUUAAUACAAUAUUUUACUGUAUUACAUUUUGGUUACACCGUGCUUGAGGGUCCCAAGAGAAGAGUUUACAUUAACAAUGAAAAGAAGGAAAUUGUUAUUUUUACGGCAAAGUUACUUUGUUUUGGAUUAAACAUUUAUUACAAAAUGUAUGAGUACUAAAUGAAUGAAGGAUGACAGUGACAUAUCAAUAUCAAGUUGCCAAUUCCACAAGUGGUGGAUUCACCAGGCUCCUUUUUAUGUGGAGGGGUUCACUUUAUAAACUUAUCUAUAGGGAACUUCUAAUAUUUCUACUUAUUUUUGCUACACUUUCUGCCAUUUAUCGACAUCUACUUAAUGCUACACAAAAGAAAGACUUUGAGCAAAUUGUUAUUUAUUGUGACAAAUUUAUUAAUUUAAUUCCAUUAAGUUUUGUUCUUGGAUUCUACGUAUCUUAUGUUGCUCAGAGAUGGUGGCAACAGUACCAGGCUAUACCUUGGCCUGAUAAGGUAAUGCAUUCAAUUGCGUUACAUAUUGCGGGAAAUGAUGAUUAUGCUCGUACGCUGCGGAGAGCAUUAAUGCGAUAUUUAAAUCUUUCCUUAACACUCGUUUUAAGAUCAAUUAGUUCUGCCGUGAAGAAACGAUUUCCAACACUUGAACAUGUUGUUGAUUCUGGAUUUAUGACAUCAUUAGAGCUGGAAUUGUUUCUUGCAGUGCCAAGUGUUGAGUUCAAUACUUAUUGGAUUCCAUGUACAUGGUUUAUUAAUCUUCUAAAAGAAGCGCGUGAAAAAGAAAGAAUUCCUGAUCCUCAAGGAUUAAAAUUAAUUAUGGAGGAAUUUAAUGAAUUUCGUACAAAAUGCGGGCUCCUAUGGAGUUACGAUUGGAUAUCUAUUCCAUUAGUGUAUACACAAGUAGUGACAUUAGCAACAUAUAGUUUCUUUGGUGUUGCGUUGAUAGGUCGGCAAUAUAUAGAAAGUAAAGAAAAACAGUUCCAACUACAAAUAGACAUCUACAUACCUGUUUUCACGAUCCUACAAUUCUUCUUCUUCAUGGGAUUAUUAAAGGUAGCAGAACAAUUAAUUAAUCCAUUUGGAGAUGAUGAUGAAGAUUUUGAGUUGAAUUGGAUUAUUGAUCGCCACAUAAAGGUAUCGUAUCUUGGAGUAGAUAUUCUUAUGAAUCGGUGUCCACCGUUAGUCAAAGAUAUUUACUAUGAUGCUGAAAAUUUAAUUCUACCAUAUACAGAAGCGGCAGCAGCUUACAAAAAGAAAACAUAUCGUGGUAGUGUUGCCCACAUGACAGUUCCAGAAGAAAAGCAAACAAUGUUUUUACCAGAUGUUAUAGAAGAAGAUGAAGAAGAAACAAAACAAUCAUUACACAUGUCAAGUAUGAGUCUGGCCACUCAUGCUAAUAAUAGUCCAACAUGUGAAAGACGCCAGAUCAACUUGCACCCUGAAACACCUACGAAGACUAAUCAAAGCUGUCCUGAAACAGUUUUACAAUUUGAUAUUCAAGAACCGUCGCCACAGAUCGAUCAAAUGGAACAGCCACCAAAAGUUUUUACAGAAGUUACAAAAAAAUUCCCGUCAUUAGGAAAAUAUUCAACUUUGCGGUUCGAUCCAAAUCGAAAACCAUUUUAUACUAUAACAAAAAGUCCAAAAACUCUUAUUCAGUCACCAUCAAGUACGUUUAACUUAUCACAUCCUACAAGACAAAUCAUAGAUACGCCUAUAGUAUACGCUGGUGAUAUUAAUCCAUGGAAAGAAUAUUCAGAAGCCUCUAAUCUGCCUAUGUUUGAAGUAGUAACUCCAGAUCAAUCCCCAGAAAUAGAGAAACAAUGUGACCCCGAAAAAUUCUUUGACAAUUACAAAGCCAAUACAGAAGAUAGUCCCCAUGCAGCUACAAGUCAAAGCUUGGGCCAUUCUAUGUCUCAUUUACAAUUGCCAGACACAAAUAUAUCUGCAAUAUCCAAAACAGCAUUAAAGACUAGAAGUCCAAGAUAUGUUAUAAGGAGGCAUAGAUCUAUGGAAGCCCCCCAAAAACAACAUAUUCAAUGGACACAAAUGAUGAGAACACAGCGGAGAAGAAUAACUGAUGACAUACCACCUGUUGAAGUAAUAAUGCUCGAAACAAAGAGCUCUCCAAAUUUAAAUCAAUUAGAUAGCAAUUUAAAGGAUCCAACGAAAAACACAGAUGAUGCAAUGAAUUCUUCCUAAUAAGGGAAGUGGGUCUAACAAUUUGAAAUGCGUUAUUAUCAAAAUCAAAUUGUUAUAAUAAAAGAUAGAAAUGUACUACCUUUUGUUAUUUAGUAAAAAUAUAAAUUCAUGAAUA